This is a messenger RNA of Penicillium taxi, 951 nucleotides long. RefSeq lists its product as uncharacterized. NCBI's taxonomy places the organism in Eukaryota, Fungi, Ascomycota, Eurotiomycetes, Eurotiales, Aspergillaceae. The transcript is spliced from 2 exons. Bases 1 to 951 code for a protein of 316 amino acids. The record is from RefSeq and is a predicted model, not a curated record.
AUGCCAUCAUAUCGAUUAAGAAGUGUCUUCCGCCCGUUGCAUUUAACCGGCUAUAGCCGUUGUCCUAGCCUCGGCGCAUGCAACACACGCGACUUCGCAACCCACAAGCGACCACAAGCUCGAAAGGCCUCCGGCCCAGAAUUAGGACCACGACAAAGGAUUUUCUUUUCCUCUACAAGCAAAGGUCUCGCCCGAGAACAGAAUCAUUAUGAAACCCUCGAUAUGCCAGUGACCGCAACAGCGGCCGAGAUUAAGAAACAAUUCUAUGCCCUCUCCCUCCGCCACCAUCCAGACCGCAACCGCGACGACCCUUCAGCCGGCGAGCGCUUCGCCCGUAUCUCAGCCGCAUAUCACAUCCUAGGAAACGCCACAAAGCGCGCAACCUACGACCGCGACAAUGGUAUCCACCACAUACAAAGCCGUGCACAAGGCCAACACCCAAUGGGUAGCCACAGCAGCCACAGCGCAAAUCUGCACCAUAAGGGCGACACUUAUGCGGGGUCACGUCCGGCCAGUGGACUGAGUAAACGGCGAUCAGCUUUCCACGGGCCGCCGCCGAGUUUCUACACGCAGGGCGGUUAUGGGGCUACGGGGCGGAUGGGUGGUCAGGGAUCUUAUUCUGCUGGAGGGGAAGGUCAGAAGAAAGGACAGGAUGGUGAUGCUGAGGAUCCGUAUGGGUUCAUUGAUCGUAAUAUGCUGGGACAUUUCAAUGCACGUGGACAUUUUCGGACACAGCAGGCGGAGGAUGAAAGGAGGAGGGAAAGACGGAGACGGACGGUAAAAGAAGCUGUUAGGGAGCAAGAAGCUAGCGGUAAUGGGGGAGAACUGCCUAUUCUUAGGUUUGUGGUUUCAAUUGGGAUUUUAGUGCUUGCUAGUGCCAUUGGGCUUAUAAAGGUCCCUGCCAUUCCGACUACCGACAAAACGGAGACUGCUGGGAAGCGAAAUAUUUGA